Molecule: messenger RNA, 8678 nt
Organism: Oncorhynchus gorbuscha (pink salmon)
Lineage: Eukaryota; Metazoa; Chordata; Actinopteri; Salmoniformes; Salmonidae
Product: basic helix-loop-helix domain-containing protein USF3-like
Molecular function (GO): protein dimerization activity
Source: RefSeq, a predicted model, not a curated record
UGCUAACGUGCCAAUGAUUUGUUUAGCAUAGCAACGUCGAAGGAUUAGAAUGAAAAGACUGGGUCAAAACAUGAAAAUUGAACUAAUGCUGCGCUUGGAUCGUCUUUCAAUGAGAGCACGAUGGUAAAUGCCGUCACCGUAGACGGGACUUCCAGCCAGAGUUCAAAUAUCUCAUCUUUUGCCGUGAGCCAUAUCAUAAUUUUCUACCGGAUGUUGUUUAGCAGUGAUUUGUUUACUGAAGUUACCAUAGCAACGCAUACCAUCGUGCUGGCUUACUUUUGCGGUCACCCGCUUUCUUCUUUUUUAAUAAAUAAAAAACGCUUUCUUGUCCCGAAAUGCCGACUGGUAUGUCCGUUUUUGCAUCCCUCUUCUAACCCAGCAUAACGACCAGCCGUACCACUUGUAAUUAUUUUGGAAUAUUCGGUGAGGGUUAUUGACGUCGAGAGAUGCUUACUACCCUCAUGUCAUGAAUCUCGAGACAACUCAAAGUUGCCGGGGUGUCACGUGUCCUACUUAUAUCAGUACAACCGUAACAACAUACGCAUUAUAUUAUAUCAAAUAAACCUCACGUGGCAAAUAAGACAUUCACUGUUUUGUUUAGCAAAUUCGACACUAGCCUCCAUUCUAAAAAUUAAAAAAUACGCCACCUGCUGGAGGGAGACAGAUUUUCCGCCGAGUUGGGCCUCUUCCUCCUAUCUGGGAAAACCAAAGUUUUGACAGGAACUAAAUUCCAAAAUGGGGAAGGUACAGGUAGCUAACUGGGAUAACCGACUCGCUCAGCGUUGGACUAAGCUCAUUGUUUACAUGUCAGCCAGGGAAGGGAUUUGAUGGUAGGCCUGCAAGCGGGGUGACCAGUGCCUGUUAUACAGGCAGUAGAGUAGGCCAGGAUGCCAGAGAUGACAGAGAACCAGACUCCUGGCCAUAAACCACGAAAGAAGAAAAACAAGGAAUCUCACAAUGCAGUUGAGAGACAGCGAAAAGAGAAGAUCAAUGCUGGAAUUAACCGUAUUGGGGACCUUCUACCAUGUUCCCAGGCACUGAAGCAGAGUAAGAACAUGAUCCUUGACCAGGCCUACCUUUACAUAAGUGAGCUGCAGAAACAAAAUGACGCCAUGCUUCUCGAAGGGGGAGAACGAGUACAAGUUGAGGAGAUCCGGCGACUGCGGCGUCAGCUGGACGAGCUGCGGAGGGAGAGCGGCCAUUACAUUGAGUUGCUCAAAGCCCACGACAUCAACUUCCUGGACGACCCCACCGUCCACUGGAAGGGAAAGCUGCGCUGUGCAAAGGUCGCCAAAGUAACGCCCACUCACCAGCUCCCCAAAGGAAUUAUUGUCUACUCCAAUGGGAAUGUGAUAUGCCCAGCAGGGAAGGAACCUAGUCCAGCUUCCGAUCUGGGGAAGCAGCCAGUCAUGGCUGGGAUUGUUCAGUCGUCUUGUGACAUCACAGCAGGGGUUAGGGUGAACGUGGCUCUUCAGCACGUCAGUGUCCCUUCCUCUGCCCCUCCGCUCCUCCCUAAGGCAACCCUAGCCCCUAUAGUGUCUACACCUGGCAUGAAGCUGGUGGAACAGUGUGUAGAAGAGGUACCUUUAGCCCCCAAACUACCCCCCUCUGUGUCCUACAUCACCCUCCAGGGUAUCUGCCCACUCCCCAUGGUCACUGCAGCCUUGCCCCGGCCUACCACCCAGCCCCUAGUCUCCCCGUUGCAGCCAGUUUGGCCACCCCACUCUCGCUCCAUCCUGUCCCCAGCUUUACAGCCCUUCCCCAGGUCAACCACCCAGAACGCUGCCAUCGGGACUAUGAGCUAUACGACUAUCAACAGCAGCCCUACUGUCCUCCGGGCCAGUGCAGCAGGGAGCACACAGACCACCUGGACUACCUUACAGCUGGCUGGGAACACAGUGCAACCUGUCUGCCAGUCAGUGGGCACUAAACUAUCAGUUCAACCCAUUCAUAUUCAAAUGAGGCCACAGGUAACCAUACAGCCCCAGGCACCCAUCACUGCCCAUAUCCAAGCCCAGCCUUCCACCCAGAGGACACCCCAGCUACGGCCAGCUAUCCUGGCCCAGCACCAGCCCCACUGUACUGUCCUCCCUCAGUCAGCCAUCAUGUCCCAGCCUGCUGUGGUAGCCAACUCAACUAUGAUAUCACGACCUCAACCUGCUGUACAACAACAGGCAACAGUCCCCUCCCAUCCACAGACUGUCCUCAUGACUCAACCCCAACCAGCUAUGCUUCCUCAGGUCCAGGCUCAAGCCCACCCCCAGGCAGCUGUUAGGCCCCUCCUCCAGACCAUGCAGGUAUUGCAAAUGAACCCUACUGGGACAGCAAUUGCUGGGGUAACGACUCCACAGAACACUAACAACCCGAGUGUUGUCAUCCUACAGCAGGCCAAUCCCUGCUCAGCCCAGUCGGUUGUCAGUGAUGACUUAACCAAUCAGACGCCUUGUCAGCACAUCGUCAUCAUCCAGGCAUCCAAUCAGCCUCCACCUGCACCUCCUCAGAACCCUCAGGUUGGCAUGGUGCCUGCAGCAGCACCCAAUCAGAUUGUCGCUACCAGCUCCACAACUUCCACCACUGGGCAACAGAUCGUUGGGGGUAAACAGUUGGUUCACAUUCUACCACGUCCCGUCCCUCAAACCCAGACACCCCAAGCCCCCCCGGUUCCCUCGAACCCUCAGACCAUCACUGUGAACGGGCAGGUGUUUGCCUUGCAGCCCAUGAAGACCUCUGAAAAGUCAGGCUGUAAGGGUGGCCAGAGCAGUCUCCAGCUGAUCCAGCCCAGCACCGCUGAGGAGCCCAGCACCGCUAAGGAGCCCACCACCAACAUGCACACCCUGGGAGCCCUCAGCAGCCUCAACCAGAGCAUCUCACAGGGCAUGCCGUCGUGCAUCUCCACCCAGAGUAACGUCCAGCGAACCCUAGCCUCACCAUCCUACUCUAUAGUGCCACAGCAGAAGCCAUCUUCGGUCCCCAUUUUAGCAGCUCCACACAGUUCCCCCGUCAGGCAGAUCCAGAUCCCCAGUGUGACUCCACACAGACCAGGGCUGGCGAUGGGUACAGGGAAGGCCUUGUGGAGACAGCCUGAAACAGCCUCAGUGCCCAGACCUAAGAGGGCCAUCACCAAGAGGACCAAGUUAGUGAGUAAGAAGGAGCCCAAACAGGGACGGCCUGUCACCAUCUCAGCGAAGCCAGAGGCUUUAACAGGGGACCGUCUGGAACAAGAGGUUACUGUGCCUCAGGGAAUCCCAUCCUCUGUUGCUGUGACAGUUCGGCCAAAGCCACUCCCUGUCAGCACUACAGCUAACACACCCACAGUUAGUAGUAGUGAGGCUUCAACACAGACCAGACCUGUUGAGAUUAGUAUCAACUCUACACUGUCCUCUCCUGAAGGUAAUAGUGUGACUACUAAUUCAUAUAGUGGACCAACUGUCUCCAGUGAAUGCACCACACAGAGUAAAACCUCUGUGACAAGUGUCACUCCGUGUACAGCAGCAAUUAGUAGUAGUAGUAUGAUUUUUAGCUCCACACAGAGUGAACUCAUUAUCACUAGUGUUGUGAGUCUAGCUACUGUCACUUCUGCAGCAGAUAAGCCUACAGUCACUUCUACUGUUUCUUCUCAGAGUAAACAACCUGCGGUUGCCGUUAGUGACAGGUCCACUCACCUCAGACCUACAGUCACUUCUACUGUUUCUUCUCAGAGUAAACAACCUGCGGUUGCCGUUAGUGACCGGUCCACUCACCUCAGACCUACAGUCACUUCUACUGUUUCUUCUCAGAGUAAACAACCUGCGGUCGCCGUUAGUGACCGGUCCACUCACCUCAGACCUACAGUCACUUCUACUGUUUCUUCUCAGAGUAAACAACCUGCGGUCGCCGUUAGUGACCGGUCCACUCACCUCAGACCUACAGUCACUUCUACUGUUUCUUCUCAGAGUAAACAACCUGCGGUCGCCGUUAGUGACCGGUCCACUCACCUCAGACCUACAGUCACUUCUACUGUUUCUUCUCAGAGUAAACAACCUGCGGUUGCCGUUAGUGACCGGUCCACUCACCUCAGACCUACAGUCACACAGAACAGACAGCCGGUCACUACUACUAUCAGCACUGUGCAAACUAGAUCAGCUAUCACUAAUGGCAGUUCUAGACAGAGCAGAUCUACCGGUGCCUGUUCCACAGAGACUAGAUCUAGGUCUACGGGUAUGAUGUCUUCAGCAGCAUGUCAACCCUCAGUCAGCACUGUAAACUCAAUAGGAAAUAGACCAGUGGUGUCUCUCCAGUCUGCUCAGCUCACUUCGUCAUCACAGGGUCAGACCAAGCCAGCCAACAGCCAGGAGUCUCAGCCUACAACCCAGACCCAGUUCCAGCCUGUGGCUUCUCCUUCGGGCCCCUCCACUCCAACCCCCUGUUCUGGCGCCCUGUCUUUUGCCUCGCCCUCUGUAACAGUCCCCAUGACCAUGCCAUCAGAAUACAGGAAAUGGGUCCCCUAUAACAGACCCUCCACCCAGCAAAUGACCAUGCCCACUUCCACACCAUCCCAUCCUGCUGAGCUCAAUGUGACAGCGGUGUCAGGCAGGGAGAAGGAACCUCAGGCAGAGGGCCACCCCAGCGCAGCAAUGGAGAAAGCGAGCGCGAGGAGUGAUGCUGCUCCCUCUAGAAUGGACUACACUCUCCCACAGCAGGUGUACGUGCUAGACCACGAACCCUUGGAUCAGCCUCCGGCUCCUAACAGACAGACUGACUCGCUCAUGUCUGGUGGCGCAGGUGGUGGAAGGGGCUUCUCUGUGGCGUCUAUGCUUCCCACAGGUCACAGUGUCAGUUCCUCGCCAGGUCAUUUUGGAUCGUUUACUUUUGCCAGCGAGCAGACUGAUAUCCUGGCUAUGUUGGAGCAGGACAGUCCUGGGAGGAGGGUGGGGGGGUGCACCGUGGAUAACUCCUCCUCAGCAAACACCCCAACACCUGCAUGGGAACCCAAUUCCAAGUCCCAGCAAGCCUCCAACAGCAAAGAGAGGAGUGCUGGACAACAGACAAAGCUCACCAAACAGAUGGAGACUCCAGUGGCUAAACAGGUGUCUGUUAGGGUCCAGGCUGGAGAUCAGACAUCCGCAGUCAGACAUCCACAGAACAUCUCCUUCUCCCAGUCCCACUCUCACCCCCAGAGCCAGGCCCAGUCUGGUACUUCUGGCACCCUCAGCGUCAACAACCUGAUCCGGCCCAGCUCCAGCCAGCAGCAGGCCUACCCAGGCUCCCUCAGUCUGGCUGGGCAGCUGGGCUCAGUCCCAUCCCCUGCAGGGAACUCAGCCCAUGUUUCCCAAACCUCCACCCCUGUCCUUCCUCCCUUCUCAGGCUCAGUCCAGCUGAACGAGUACGCCCCCCUGAUGAGGCCCCAGGUGGGGGUGGGUGAGCCGCGAUACAUCAAGGACUUGUCCAAGAGGCCAGCCCAGGAGGAUGUGAUACUGUCCAGCAGUACCAAGCGACAGAAGACCUGCUCGUCGGCCUCUAACGUGGGCCGCAUGGAGGUCAAACCCCUGGACCACAGCCAGAUGAUGGUACCCCAGCUACCCCCUACCACCUCAUCCAUCAUGACCAGGAUCAACCCAGACGGAGUGGGUACCCUGUUCUCAGGCAACACCUUCAUGAGUACAAUGCUCCGACCCACCGAGAGCCACUGCACCCCCCAGCUGCCCACACAGGAACACAACCAACCAGGUGUGCUCCACCUGCCCCAUGGCCACCCCCAGCAUGGUGCAUCCCAGCCAGGCCAACACCUCGGGGGCAACCCCUACCUGAAGCAGCAGCAACAACAACAACAACAGGAGCACCAGGGGCACCACCUGUACCAGCUCCAGCAUCACCUGACCCAGCCUGACCCUGCACACCUCCACAGCCUCCACCAGAGGGCGCUUCAGCAGGUCCAGAAGAAGCGGGGGCUGGUUGGAGGGGGUCAGAAACAACACCACCAGGAGAAGGGAGGGGUUCAGCAGCACCAGCAUCAACAGUCACAACAAUCACAUCAACAACAACCUCAAACACACCAGCAGCACCAGCAACAGUCGCAGCAGCACCAGCAACAGUCACAACAACAGCACCAACAGCAAACACAACAACAGCACCAACCACAAGCCCUGUCACAGCAGCAACAUCUGCAACAACACCCUCAACAGCAGCACCAGCAGCAGAGCUCCCACUCCAGACACCAGCACCUCCAGCAGCAACAGAUCCAGCACUUUGGGUCGCAGCACCAGGAAAAGAGCUGUGAGGCCCAGCCAGGACCAGCGGGACCCAGAGGUCACCACAGCAGCCACCCGGCCCAGGAACACCUGAAGUCUGAUCAGGACCACAGCACCAUGCAGAGGCUGAUGAGCUCUAGAAACCUGGAGCAGCACCUGACCUCCCAGCCCAGCAACCCUGCCUCCCAGCCCUCUGACCUGGGCUGUGCUCCCCCGCGCCAGGAUCACCACCGUGUCUCCAGCUACUCUGCAGAGGCCCUCAUUGGGAAGGGCUCGUCUAGUGAUGAGCAGCAACGCAUGGUGCUCCAUCUGCAGGCCACCCGCGGUACUACACAGGAACAGCCAGACCUACGGGGAUACCUGGACACACCCAGAGUGAAGGGCAAUGUCACACACAACCCUCAGAGCCGGCUGCCCCCAGACCACCCAGGUUCUGCAGACGUCCAGAGGGUCUCUGAGUGUCCUCCGUUUAAAACAAUGGCCAGUGCUGAAGGGGGGCAUCAGCUGGGGGGCUUUGAGGACAUGACACCUAAAUCAGGUUCCUCCUCUCAGAGAGGCCAGCAGGGGGGUUUCAGGAUGAACCCGGGGCCUCCAGGGGAUGGGCGAACCCGUGGGGGGUACAGUGGACCCCAUCCUGGGACGCAGGGGGUGCAGAUUGGUGCUCCAGGUCUUACCCGGGACCAGGAGGGGUGUCAUCAGAGUUUUAUGCAGAGUCUCCUGGAGCAGACCGACCACCAGAGGGCAGUCCAGUGCUGUCCUCCGGUCAGUAUGGAGUACGGCUGUGUGCCUGGCAGCUCUGCAGGGGACAUGCAGGCUAAAGCAUCCAGCCCCAGUGUUCCUCCCACUCAGAAGGCCUCAGCUAUGAGGCUUGGGGAGGGCAACAAGGGCCACAUUCCUCAUGGUAGUGGGAACAUGGGCACCCACCCAGGGGUACGGACAGGCCUCCCCCACCCCCUUACCCCCCACAACAGCUCUGAGCCAGGCCGCACCACAGCCUCCUCCAGACCGCCCACCGCAGUCAGCCAGCGCUCCCGCCACAUAACCCAGGAGGCCCAGAGCGGGAAGCUGAGGCCUGGAGAGCGACCACGGUCAGGCAGCCUGAGACCUGGGAACCCCUUUGAGCCUGACGUCCACCUGCUGGGUCGACCACAGUCGGGGAGUGAGGCGCGGCGCAGCAGUAUCGUUCGCUUUAUGGCAGACAGUGCUCAGGCCUCCGGGGACAACAACCUGGUGCCUGACCAACACCUGGCCCAGAACUUUGGCUUCUCCUUCAUGCCGGAUGGAGGACUGAACCUCCCUCCUAUCAACGCCAAUUCUACUUUCAUCCCCCCUGUUAGCCAGACCAACUCCUCCCGCCCCUCGUCCCUGCUCCCCGUAGAGCCGCAGAACACCUUACCCUCCUUCUACCCCUCCUACCCCCCUGCCGCCCACCCCAGCCUGGCCAGCGACAUCCCCAUCCAGUACUUCUCCAACCAGAUGUUCACCAGCCCCGGCGCCGACAAGAGCAGUUCUGCCCCCCUCAACAACCGCUUCGGCUCCAUCCUGUCUCCCCCGCGCUCCGUAGGGUUCGCCCAGGCAACCUUCCCCCUACUCUCAGACAUGCCCGCUAUGCCCAUCAGCAACUCCUCUGGCAUCACCCCACACCUGUCCAACUUCAGUCUCACUUCGCUGUUCCCUGAGAUCGCCACGGCGAUGCAGCCUGAUGGUUCUGCCAUGCCAAUGUCCCCUUUGCUGUCGCUCUCCAACAAUUCCUCUGCAGACUCAGGCAAGCAGCCCAACCGCCUCGCCCACAACAUCAGCCAUAUCCUGGGGCAUGAUGGGAGCUCUGCCGUGUAGGUGAGGGGACUUAAGGUGUUGUCGUGCCAACGUGGCAGUCAGGAAUGUUCUGAUUACAUUUCAGAUGAAACAUUUAUUGAGUUGUAUUACGUGGAGUAAUGCCAUGGCCAAUUGAAUUGACAGGAUUACAACUGUUCUGUUUGGAUUAAAGUGGGUGGAAGGGCUGGUGAUCUUUUAUGUUGGUCAGCUGAAUGGUUUUUUAUCAUAUUAUUAUUUAUGGUUAGUGUUAUACUUUAACUUCCUGGCAGUUCUAUCGAUACCCUAACAUGGCAGUGGUUGCCCUAGUUACUGAAGUCAUAGCGUUUCACUGAUCUGGCACUCCUAUGGCUCUAGGAUGGGGGAAAUGAAGCUCCUAAACCAUAUGGUUUGCAAAUAGGUCUGACGUGACGACUUAUCUGCUAGUAAAAUGAUAUGAAGAGUUUUGUAAUUUCAUUGACUAACUUCUAAAAGAGGAUCCAUUUGAAAAACAUGUGCACAAAAUUCUCAAACUUAAAUGUACUAACUUAAAAUCAGGGUGUACAGUACAGAAUAUAUGAGAUGUUUUGUAAAUACGUUUAUGAUAAUUGUUAGUUUGAUAUGUGUGUAUCUGUAAAUAAAUAAAGUUGAUUAACAUUU